Molecule: messenger RNA, 1410 nt
Organism: Cucurbita pepo subsp. pepo (vegetable marrow)
Lineage: Eukaryota; Viridiplantae; Streptophyta; Magnoliopsida; Cucurbitales; Cucurbitaceae
Source: RefSeq, a predicted model, not a curated record
CUCUCCUGAUCUCCUCCGCCGUCUCCUCCGCCGUCUCCUCCUCCCGACUUGAUCUUCAUGGCUGCCACACAACAACAACAACAACCCAACUCCUCCUCCUCCUCCUCCUCUCUCCGCCGUUCCCUGUCAGACUCCAACACGCGCCGCCGCCAACGCCGCCGUGGCAGCAUCUCCACAGCCUCCUUCUCCUCAAAAUCCUCCUGGUCCUCAAAGCUAGCCAAACUCCUAGCCCGUCUCAACCUCUUCUCCCGGAACUCCGACUUGACGGAAGAAACCCUCCAAGCCCAUAACGAACGAAUCGACGACCUCGAUAAAACCCCCCUUAAAUCCAGCCCUUAUUACCGCGGCCUCACUGACUCCUCCCUCGCCAUCAAUUACCACCAUGGCCCACUCACCACCACCCACGUCACCACCACUGGUCCCCACCACUACGCCAGCUCAACAACCACGGCCCAAACUCAAACCUCUCUCUCAUACGCCGUCGUUUCAAAACUCAAGGAGUGGGCCCCAUGCCUUAUAGGAAAACCCAAUACGAAGCCGCCAGCUCAUAAUCAACACGAAACUCCAAUGACGACAACAGUUGUGGGUAAAACGACGUCGUUGGUUGCUUCGUCGUCUCCGGAGAAGAUUGAGAGGUGGGCGACGGAGAAGGAAGAGAAGCUGUUGAGGGAGAGAUUAGUAAUGUACGGGCGGAGAGAGGGAGGGAGUGGAGUGGGGGUAGACGGCGGAGGAGAGGCGGCGGAGAAGGAGAGGUACACGUGGGGGGAUAAAUACAGGCCAAAAGUGCUGGAGGAUUUUAUAUGCAAUCGGAAAACGGCGUGUGAGUUGAAGAAAGUGGUGGAGGAGAAGGGAUGUGGGCAUUAUAUAUUCGAAGGACCGCCGGGAGUUGGGAAAAGGACGAUGAUUCAAGCUAUGCUCAGACAGGCUUUCGGCGAACAAGCAAUGGAGGUCAAGGAAGUUGAUAGAGUUUUUGCCUUGAAGAGUGAAAUGGUGGGGAGCAUUGAAGUAAAGGUGAAGGAAUCAUCCCACUGUGUGGAAGUCAAUCUCUCACAAACCAAAGGCUUUGAGAAACAAGUCAUUGACCAGCUCAUCAAAGAAACUCAAUCCCCUUUGCCAUGUAAUCAUGCCAGAUGUCGAGGGAUAUUGUUAUGUGAAGCAGAUCAGCUAUCAAAUGAAACCCUAAUGUACGUAAAAUGGGCAAUUGAGAGGAACAAAGGGUGCAGCAAAAUCUUCUUCUGUUGCUCUGAUGUCUCUAAGCUUCUUCUUCUUAGCUCUUUCUGCACUCACGUUCAUCUCUCCCCACCUUCAAAGCAAGAGAUGAAAACUAAAAUAGGAGGUGAGGGUAUGAAUGAGAAAGGCUUCCUCGUCGACGUCACUGUCCUACAUAGAUGUGGUCUAGUGUUGUUAUGA